Molecule: messenger RNA, 6364 nt
Organism: Labrus mixtus (cuckoo wrasse)
Lineage: Eukaryota; Metazoa; Chordata; Actinopteri; Labriformes; Labridae
Gene: mepcea
Product: methylphosphate capping enzyme a
Exons: 4
Coding region: 79-2277 (732 amino acids)
Biological process (GO): snRNA modification
Molecular function (GO): snRNA binding; RNA methyltransferase activity; O-methyltransferase activity
Source: RefSeq, a predicted model, not a curated record
UCAUUUGCCAAAUAUUUUCUGUCAUUUUCAGAUCCAUAAAGAUUCCCAUGUCUGCAUCUGCUCUGCAAACCAAAAGAGAUGUCUGUUGAUGAGGAUACUGUAAAAACUGGCAGUCCACAGGCCAGCUCAGCGUCACCGCUGCAGCUCACAGAAUGCACCGGAGGUUACAGUAAUAUAUCUAUGAUGGUGGAGGGCACAGCAGCCACUCCGGAUUUUGCAGCCGCUUGUCCUGUCAUGGGUACUGCAACCUCACCAAAACACACCAGCACCACUGACACACUCGCCCACUCAGACAGCGCUGGACAGAGAGCUAGAGGGAACGAGAAUAACUUGAAUCGCAAGAACAGCUUUUCUCAUUCCAAACAACAGCCACAGACGAAGCUGGCAAAGCGCCGCAACACAGCAAAUUCUAGCUUCAAGCAUCCCACAUCUGGCAAGAGGAGGCGGAGGGCCAACUCUGAGAGUGACUCGGUCCUGCCUAGCAACUUCCUCCUGGGUGGGAACAUUUUUGACCCGUUGAAUCUCAACAGCCUCCUGGAUGAGGAGGUCAACAAGGCGCUGAAUGCAGAGACACCCAAAUCAUCGCCGCUGCCAGCAAAGAGCCGUGACCCUGUGGAGAUCCUCAUCCCCAGAGACAUCACAGAUCCACUGAACCUGAAAAGUGGGAUGGCAGACAGCAGGUUUUUGGUGUCCCCCUUCAAGGGUGGUGGCAGGAAGAGACACCGCAACAGACACCAUGGAGGAGCAGGAGGAGGAGUAGGUGGUAGUGGAGGUGGUGGGGGGAUUUCAACGACACAGAUAAACCUCUCAGAAUCCGGAAAAAGUGAGUGUAAAGCUGGCACCUCUGCACCGCUUCCAGCUAUGUUAGCAUCAUGUUCUGCACUAGAUAUCUCCAAAGAGUCCAACAGUUUCUCCAGUGUCACAGGGGACUCCCAUGAGCACUCAGCUGACAACUCAGGCAGCUCUAAGGAGGAGAUAACAUCGGUAUCUCUGGAGGAUUCCAUUUCCUCCGUACCAGGGGGACCAAACCAGCACACAGGCAGACGCAAGCGGAGACGCAACUCUGGCAAAGCUGAGGCCCCUGUUAUCCAUUCUACACCAAUUGGAAAGUCAGGACCUGGAGACAGGAGUUGUGCUACUGGGGGACCGAGAAAUUCUCAGUCCUUCCACACACCAAGGAGUGGUGGUCCCAAGACGGGGCCAGGAUGUCGCUCACACCAGCAGCCCCAAAACCAGGGAAAUCAUCAGCAUCAGAAGAAGAAGUUCCAGUACGGGAACUACAACAAGUAUUAUGGCUACCGCAACCCAGGAUCUAACGAAGACCCACGAAUACGUGUACUUCGUCCUGAAUGGUUUGAAGGUAAAGACGUUCUGGAUUUGGGUUGCAACUCAGGCCACUUAACUCUCUAUAUUGCCAAAAUGCUAAGACCAGCCCGUAUACUAGGCCUGGACAUUGACAAUGGUCUUGUACAUGCAGCCCGUAAGAACAUCAGACAUUAUCUGUCAGAACUGCAGACCCAAGAGGCCAGGCGGGCAGUGCAGGGCACAAAACAGGAGGAGAGGAUUGGAAGCAAGAGUCACACAGGCACAGACAAGAAGCACAAUGAAGCGGAGAGCGGGGAGGAAAAUGGGAGAGCGGUGAAAGGAGAAAGUGGCCCUGCGGAGGCUCUAAAUGACAAUGACUGCCGUCACACAGAUGAGGCAGAGACCCAGAGGCAGGACAGCAAAACAGAGGAAAUGGAGCAGGGAGAUUGUGAUUCACCCCCCGCUGAUCAUUCUGUGAGCUGCUCUUUUCCCGUCUCCCUACGGAUCUCCAGGGGGCCCAUCGCUGCACCUCCACUGACAGAGACAUCCUCCACACAGCCCGGGGAGUUCCCUUCCAAUGUGUCCUUCGUCAAGGCCAAUUAUGUUCUGGACAGCGAUAACCUUCUUGUGACUCAGCGGCCAGAGUACGAUGUGAUCCUGUGCCUGAGCGUUAGCAAGUGGGUCCACCUGAACUGGGGAGACGGGGGCCUCAAACGGCUCUUCAAGAGGGUCUAUCGACACCUCCGUCCUGGUGGCUUGUUCAUCUUGGAGCCACAGCCCUGGGAGUCCUACGUGAGGAGGAAGAAGCUGACGGACAACAUUAACAAGAAUUAUCACAGCAUCCGCCUCAAACCUGAGCAGUUUUCCUCAUAUCUUACAACCGAGGUGGGCUUCUCCAGUUUUGAGCACCUUGGGGCCCCCAAGUGUUCAGUAAGAGGUUUUCAGAGGCCGAUCUACUUGUUUCACAAAUGACCGCUCCUGCCUUGAUGAUCAUUGAAUGUGAGUAGCCUGAACCACCACCAGACAAACAAGCCAGCCAGCUGACCUGGACUGCGAGGAGCCGUCUGACUCCUUCACAGUUUCUACAGCUACUCAGAUGCUGAAGUUGAAAUUCUCAAAGGGGAACAGGACCAAAUGUGGAAUUAAUUUUGUAAAGAUGAGAUGUUUUGUGGAGGAACACCCAUCAAGAUUCCUCUGUGACUACAGAUUCUUAAAAUAACUAUGUAGGUCACUCAGAUCUGACUCCACAGUGUCUAACCUGGAGCUAACCAUCACAGUGCGGCCAGACUGUGUGCAGAGGUGCUCAUGUGAUCUCAUCAUUUCUUUGGACUAUCCUAGUGCUAAUGAUGCCCAAGUUUGAACCUUGGCCAUAAAUGAUUUUGAAUAUCUUUGGCCACAUAUCUCGACUUUCAUAACUUCGUUCUGUACCACCAUAUCACCAUACAUUGAACAUGUUUGGGCUGGGAGAUAGGGCAGACGAUUCCAAUUGACCACCGCUAAGCUGCAGUGUACGACUUAAUAACAAAGCCAUCACCAGAUCAUGCCGUCAUGAUAAAAAAAGCCACACCAUAGUUCAGGUAGUGCGUUUCAUGAAUCAGAUGAAGCCUCGGGAUGCACGCUACAUUAAACCUACUGAUGACGAAGACAUUGAGACGUUUUGAUCGGAAAAAUGACUCGUGUUUGAAUCCUUUUGAGACAGACGGGAACGCACAUAGUUUGCGGAACAUAAAAGAGUCAAACAAACACUAGCAGCAAAACGUUUGAUUACAAAUAGCUGAUGAUCUUUGUCCCAUCUCCCAACCCUGAUCGUGUUGUAACUAUUUUUGCAUUACAGGCCAAAGAGCUGAAGGAAAUCAAACCUGUCACAGAGCUAUGAGAAAUUAAGAAGUCCACAUUUUGAAAUUGGACGAUAUGAAAAGCUCUGAAAUUGCACAAACCUGAGGCCCUAUGAAGUGAAGAGGGUCUUGACCGAGAGAUAAAAAGAAUAAGGCACAAAAUGAAAGUUCAAUCCAAAACAGCCAAAACGACAAACAUUCAGUGACAUAGUGAAUGAUUAAUCAGUCCUUUUUUUGGUAACACUCAUUUCCUUAAAAUCUGCCAUCAAAGACGACAAUGUAGUCCAAUGUGAAAUAUAUUUAUAUGUCAAAUUUCCAGACAGCCUGAGCACACCUUUUAAAACUGCAAACAGUUUAGUUCUUUAAUAUUACAUCACCUAGAAAGUGAAAUCCUCCAGUAAAAGUUCAAACAUGACUUUUUCAAAGAACCGAGUUUCUGGCUGUUUUGAAGGUGAACUUUCUUUGACCUGUCAGAACGGUUCGAGAGUUUUAAAGCUGGUAGGGAAGCAACAAAUCACUUCAUUGGUCCUUUAAGCCUUACUAAUGCUCCAUCCUAAGGGUAGGGGGCAUAUUUGAGCUGUGAUGACACCCAGGUGGGAGCUCAGCUCUAAAAAAUUCAGCACAGAGACGACAAGGACUAUUUUGAAAAGUUGAUCCACAGCAGGCAGUGGUCGUUUUUUUUUUUGUUUUUUUUUUUGUUCUAAUGACAGUUAAGCCAUAGCCCUACAUAAUGUGUUGUAUACAAUGUCCUUCAUUGGGUGCUGACCAAGAGUCUAAUUAAAAGAACACUGUACGACAGACGGUCUGUUAUAGUGCUCUAUGAAUCUGACACAUGCAUUGUUUUGUGUACAGAUAAUGCACUAAUUCAAACGGCAGCAUUAACAUGUUCUUGCUCUUCAGUUGGAUCAACUUCUACAACACUGAACAAACAUAUCCAUGUGUAGAAAAUGAAUUGGGUCUAAAAUGACUGAAAAGUAUCCACAUGACUCUGAUUCAGUUUUAAUAAUAAUAUGUUGUUUGUUUUGGAAGUGCAGCCAAAAUAUUUGAAGGGUCUUUUGCUCCAGAAUUUGACAAAAUAUGCCAUCAUCAUCCUCUCCGUCUCUGUCAUCAAGAGGACACCUUUGGGGCAGCCAGUCUUUGUGAUUGUAUCUCUGUUGUGCACUGACACUGCUAAUCUGUGACAUUUCAUUUUCAGUGGCUGGAACAUGAAAUCUUCCCUAUUUUGGUGUCUGGUUCACUAACAUCAUUUUGCAUUCUAGGAUAGGGAAUGAUUAAAAAAAAAAAAAAAAAAAAAAAAAAAAGAUGGGUGAUAUUGUGUUUGUAUUUUACUAAAUGAUCAAUGUAAAUAUGUUGGCAAAUUUUCUUUAAUUGUCAAUAUUAAGUUCAUAACUGCUUUUGUCAUUUUCCAGUUGUUGUUUUUUUUUGUUUUUUUUGCCUUGUUUUCAGAUGUUUGCUGCCAAGUUGUGAAUGAGUCACAGGUCGGAGUUUUUGUCCUAAGAUGGGCCACUGAUCCAGCUCUGUAUCAAGAGAUGAAUAUGUACAUUUCAAAGCUCUGAUGUGUUUGAUUUGCUCUCUCAUGGCGGGCAUGUGGAUUGUUAGAUUGGCUCUUUAUUUUUUUAUAAACAGUUUGAAAGGAGUGUUGUUGUCAAUGCACUCUCAUUUCACUUCAUUUGAUAUACUAUAUCGAAGAAGCAACUUUUUUGAUAAUUUUUCCAUCCAUUUUUUUUUAAACAAGUUGAAAAUCACUGAGCGUAUAAAAUAAUCUUCAGGUUUCAAUUAGCAUUGAAAGUCUGAUUUAGCCCAUUCGUCACAGGGCAACAAGCACACCGCUCCUCUAGGCUCAGACAAUCUUACGCUCAGGCUUAGAUCUGCCGUCUUUUUGACUUCAUGCAAAAGUAGCUAAAUAGUUCCUUAUGCAGGUUGCAUAAUGAGCAUUUCAUUUAAGGAGAAAUGUGAGUUAAGCUUAGCAGUUCUUUCUCUCCUAUGUUAAAGACCGCACCUUACUGUCUCAGAAGCAGAACUGAUUUUAACUCAUCAGGCCUGACUGAUUAGAAGUCCAUGUAUCCAAGCUAAAGUAUGUUUUUGCUUGACAUGUGAAAUGGCAUGUUGUCAUCUUAACUGCUUUAUAAAUUGGACUCUCCUUGGGGAUUUGAAGUUGUGCAGUCUAAUAGUGAUUUUUAUUACAUUCAGUUACCCAAAAAGGGGAGUUAGAGGUCAGCACUCAUUGUUUCAGCUUCAUUUAAUGUAAGUCAGACUUGUAACUAUCUCAAAUGAAUUAUACUCAGAUCUAUUAGGAUAUUCAUCUUAUAGAACUUAGGUUUAGGGUUGACGACCCUAAUUUUGCAAAAUCUGCUCCUCACAUUUGUAAUCUUGCCCUCUUCUCUAAAAAAUAUCCAAUAUGAAUCUACUUUGUCGAAUUAUAAAAACAUUCUGAAAACCUGAGAGUUUGAAAUUAAAAAACUUUAGUGUUUAGGUUGUCCAUUGUGCUACAGAAACUUUAAAUCAAAUGCAAGUGAAAGCACAGCCUACUUCAUGUACUAUUUCCUAAAAUGAUUUUUUCUUCAUGUUUUGAAUUUAAAAACGUUAAGACUGGGGGACUGAAACGUAGGUGCGGUGAAUUACAUAAUUUGGUUUUCUGGAGUUUGUCAGAGAGAAACUGUUCUUAUUGAUGAAUAUUAUUCAGUUAAUGAUGAUUUGAGUGUCACACACGAGAGCUUCAAAUUCUUAUCUAUGCCCACUUUCAUAUAUUUCAAUCAAGUUUUAUAUGUAGCUGCAGCCCAUAUUCUAGUGUUAGAGCAGCUGUAGUGAUGAAAUGUUAGAAAGAUUUUUGUUAGAAACAAUUAGGCUCUGCAAACAUACAUGAGUUGUUUUUAAGAUAAAGUACAUUACUUAAAAUUGAGCUGUUGUGUGACAGCUUAAACUGGAUGAAAUAUAAAUUUCCUUGGAGCACAACGAACGCACAUAGUCAAGGAGUGUAUAUCACCUCUUCCUGCUGAAUUUGCACUGAUAUUGAGGUAAUUAAUGUAGUUGAGUACAUUCUUGCUGUUGAAGUUCAUGUUUUACAUUAACGUUAACAUUUGUAGAACAGCUUUUCUGGGAGGGGGGAACUUGGAAUAAACAUAUUCCCUUUGUCAGGGAACCUUUGAUUUUUUUUAUGCCUCUGAACAACAAUAUCUGAAUGUUAAUGUGUUCAUCAUUUCCAUUGAUUAAAAAGUGGUUCAAGA